AUGGGGACAGAUAUGGUCCUGCAACUGGGCCUUCUCAUCUUCAGCCUAGGCAUCUUCUUCGCUCUACAGAAUUUCUCCAAACAAGCCCUAACCAAACUCCGAACCAAAAAUCGAUCCACCGCCGAAUGUCACCGCCACUUCGUCCAAGCCGCCCAACUCCUAGCCAAAUCCCGAUCGUCCCGCAACAAAACCACCUCGUUAAACCUAGCCAAAUCCGCCGUCGUCGAAGCCGACAAAGCCCUAUCCAUCGAGCCCAAGAACCCCGCAGCCCAUAUCCUCAAGGCCCUGGCCCAAGAUCUCAUGGGCCACAAGUCUUCAGCCAUUAGAUCACUCGAUAUAGCCCUUUCUCCUCCGGCUUUGAAGUCUCUGCCGGAGAGAGAGAGAGCCGAUGCGUUGAUUAAGAGGGCCGAGUUGCAGAUCGCAGUGAAUCGGAAGAGACGAGUUGACUCGGCCGUGGCUGACCUGGUCGAAGCGGUGAGGCUGUAUGGGGAUAAUACUAACAGAAAUAGCAAGGCGUUUUGUUUGUUGGGUCAGUGUUACGAGACCAAGGGGCUGAGAGAGGAAGCGAAGAAUGCGUUUGCAGAGGCCCUGAGGAUCGAGCCUGGGUCCGUUGUGGCUCGGGAUGGGUUGAACCGGUUGGGCUCGUGA
Molecule: messenger RNA, 648 nt
Organism: Ilex paraguariensis (yerba mate)
Lineage: Eukaryota; Viridiplantae; Streptophyta; Magnoliopsida; Aquifoliales; Aquifoliaceae
Source: the annotation of a GenBank genome assembly